ACCAAUUCAAACUUUUGAAAAAUUGAAAAAAGAAGAAAACCCUUUGAGACAGGUAGUUAGAUGCUUCAAAAGUUGGACAAAAUGAUUGUCUAACCCUACUCUACAUCUCUGAUCCUGGUCUCUUUUUAUUCCCAGCAAUCCACAUUACUCCAACCCCCACUUUUGAUUAUCUUCUUCUUCUCCUUCUCCUUCUUAACAAUAGUGGUGCUUGGACAAAGCAAGAGAAUUCAGAAGUGGAAGCCAUGGAAUUUGCAGGAACAACCCAGAAAUGCAUGGCCUGUGACAAGACUGUGUAUCUUGUGGAUAGGCUAACUGCUGAUAACCGUGUCUACCACAAAGCCUGCUUCCGCUGCCAUCACUGCAAAGGAACUCUCAAGCUUGGAAACUACAAUUCUUUUGAAGGAGUCCUGUAUUGCAGGCCACACUUUGAUCAACUCUUCAAAAGGACUGGUAGUCUGGACAAAAGUUUUGAAGGGACACCGAAGAUUGCAAAACCAGAGAAAAUUGUAGAUGGAGAGAAACCUGCAGUGACUAAAGCCUCAAGCAUGUUUGGUGGAACCAGAGAGAAAUGUUUUGGCUGCAAGAAGACUGUUUAUCCCACUGAGAAGGUUUCAGUGAAUGGAACCCCUUACCACAAGAGUUGCUUCAAAUGCAGCCAUGGAGGGUGUGUGAUUAGCCCAUCCAACUACAUUGCUCAUGAGGGGAGACUAUACUGCAAACACCACCACAAUCAACUCAUCAAGGAGAAAGGUAACCUAAGCCAGCUUGAAGGUGACAAUGUCAAAAAUCAAGUCACUGACAAAGUGAAGUCAAGAGAAAUACCUGCCGAAUCAUGAACCUAGCUCUUCUUUCCAACUUCUACUCUCUCUGAACACUGCUGUCACCAACGAUUUUACGCUUGCAAGUCAUCCGGUGUAUAAGCUAUUUGUUAGUAUAAUGUGGUUAUGUUGCAGUUGUGGAUUCUCAGAUUGGAUGCCAAGACCUAUUUGUUUCUGGGAUUUACUGGUGGAUAUUUGUGGCUUUUUAUUGAUUUUUUUUUUCAAUUGGAAACUAUAUCCUCAUUGCUUUUAAAGAACUGGAAAUAUGCUGAGAAUUGUUCU
This is a messenger RNA of Tripterygium wilfordii, 1100 nucleotides long. Its product is annotated as LIM domain-containing protein WLIM1-like. The record is from RefSeq and is a predicted model, not a curated record. The transcript is spliced from 5 exons. NCBI's taxonomy places the organism in Eukaryota, Viridiplantae, Streptophyta, Magnoliopsida, Celastrales, Celastraceae. The coding region runs from base 243 to 836 and encodes 197 amino acids. Gene Ontology annotation, molecular function: actin filament binding. Gene Ontology annotation, cellular component: actin cytoskeleton; plasma membrane. Gene Ontology annotation, biological process: actin filament bundle assembly.